Molecule: messenger RNA, 1892 nt
Organism: Paramuricea clavata
Lineage: Eukaryota; Metazoa; Cnidaria; Anthozoa; Malacalcyonacea; Plexauridae
Source: the annotation of a GenBank genome assembly
AUGGCCGACAGUGAUUUGCAUAUUGCAGACGAAGUCUUGAACGAAGGACAUGGACUAGAAGGUGUUGAUACUAUCGGUAAAAAAGGAGAAGAGGAGGAACAUCCUUGGCCAUAUUUGAAGUCAAUGUUUCGCUACAAUGGAAGAGUGGGAAGAGAGAACAAGAGCAUCAAAUUCAUAUGUUGCCUUUGCUCGCCACUUGUUAGAGAGAUAUCUGCGUUCAUUUCGUCGCCUUCAAACCUAAGAAAACAUGUACAGGUAAGCUGUUUUAUGCCUUUGUCUGUUUGGUAAUGGUAGGGUUCUAAAAACUUGAAAUUGCCACCCGGGAAUUCAUCGGAUGUAGUGUAGUGCAGUUGACAAAUACAUUUCUAUACAAAUAAUCAUGUAAAAUAUCUAAACAUGUUCCUCACCGGAGGGUGCGGAUAGAUAUUGGAAUAGCCCAAUGUGCGGUUACGUUAAAUUUCAACGAAGUUUUAAGUUUUAAAAAGGAAACUAGGUUUGUGUUCAGGUCAAUGUAUGUAUGUAAUGUUUGUGUGUCAUUGUGUGUGUUGGGGAGGGUGUGUGUGGAGGGGUGGAAUAUAAGCCCAGCUAUAAAAUUUAACUACCCUAAAACUCCGAUUAUAAGCCCUGGGCUUACAUCAGUUUGUAAGUGUUUUUUUGAUGAGCUUACACACAGGAAGGCGCUUAUAUUCGGGGGUGGUGCUUAUACAUGAACGACCAAGUAUUUUUAUUACUAAUUAUAGACCUGUAUAUUGGUUAAAAACUUAUAUAGUGGUUAUAAACCUGUAUAUUUAUUGUUAAUUAUAUAUCUGUUUAGUGGGCUUAUAUUGGAGGCGGGGCUUAUAUUAGGGGGGUGAUUAUUCUUGGAGUUGAACAUUAGUAAUGUGAUGGGCUUAUAGACGGGGGGCUUAUAUUCGGGAGAAGGCUUAUAAUCGGAGGUUUACGGUAAUUGGUAUAGAAGUGUUACAACUAGCUGUUCUCCUAGAUGUGACAAAUAAAAUUUUAGAACUUAUUUGAAAUUUGUGUUUUAAUGGUUUAAUAUUAAUUCCCAAAAAGGCUAUUUCAAGGUGUCCAAAUUGUAAAUAUUUAAUCAUUGCUUUACUUUUGAUGUACUUGGAUUGCAGAGGCAACAUCCACAUCAUCUGAAGCGCUACACAGAACUGACCAGUUUGAAAAAAAGGCAAAAAAGGGCUAGGGAGUCAGAGCCAUGUACAUCAAGUAACCCACCAGCAAAGCAGUUACGUGUUUAUGAGUGUAAAACCAACACAGUGUCGCAAAAAAAAGUGGACAGGCUUAUACUAAAUUUCAUCACUGAGGGCUUGCAGCCUUUCAGUAUUGUUGGCUUGUCUGCAUUCAAAGAACUGGUGACCAGCCUUUCCCCUGGAAAGACGGUAAUGUGUCGUGAAACUGUGAAAAAUCGUCUGAAAAUUUGUGCUACAGACAUGAAGCACCACCUUUGUGAAAACUUCGAGUCUGUCAUGACUGUCGCAACAACCACAGAUUGUUGGUCAGCCAGGGGGAAAUCGUACAUUGGUGUCACUGCCCAUUGGAUCAACGCAAAUGACAUGAAGAGAAUUUCUGCAGCGUUAGCUUGUCAGCGGCGUAAAGGAUCGCACACAUUUGAUGUCCUUGCAAGUGCCCUUGAAAACAUCCACAAUGACUAUGGUAUCGGAAACAAGAUAUGCAAGACCACCACAGACAAUGGUUCUAAUUUUAUAAAGGCUUUCUCUUUAUUUGGGACUGACAAUGUCACAAACACUAAUGAAAUGGAGGUCAACAAUGAGGAUGACGAGGACGAGGUAUCCGAUGAAUCAGAUGAUGUUAUGUAUCACAAUAUCACAAAGCAUCUGGAUGAAAACAGCGAACAUGAAGAUUACGACCUUCCCAGUCAUUAG